Molecule: messenger RNA, 1893 nt
Organism: Dicrocoelium dendriticum
Lineage: Eukaryota; Metazoa; Platyhelminthes; Trematoda; Plagiorchiida; Dicrocoeliidae
Source: the annotation of a GenBank genome assembly
AUGGCUUCGAGAAUCUCUGAGCACUCUUGUCUGGAUGAAAUUCCCGUAACUGAGUCAAAUUCUCCGGUUGCCAAGAGAGUGUGGCGUAGGUGGGGGGGGGGGGGGGGGGGGGGGGGGGGGGGGGGGGGGGGGGGGGGGGGGGGGGGGGGGGGGGGGGGGGGGGGGGGGGGGGGGGGUGGGGGGGGGGGGGGGGGGGGGGGGGGGGGGGGGGGGGGGGGGGGGGGGGGGGGGGAGGGGGGGGGGGGGGGGGGGGGGGGGGGGGGGGGGGGGGGGGGGGGGGGGGGGGGGGGGGGGGGGGGGGGGGGGGGGGGGGGGGGGGGGGGGGGGGGGGGGGGGGGGGGGGGGGGGGGGGGGGGGGGGGGGGGGGGGGGGGGGGGGGGGGGGGGGGGGGGGGGGGGGGGGGGUGGGGGGGGGGGGGGGGGGGGGGGGGGGGGGGGGGGGGGUGGGGGGGGGGGGGGGGGGGGGGGGGGGGGGGGGGGGGGGGGGGGGGGGGGGGGGGGGGGGGGGGGGGGUGGGGGGGGGGGGGGGGGGGGGGGGGGGGGGUGGGGGGGGGGGGGGGGGGGGGGGGGGGGGGGGGGGGGUGGGGGGGGGGGGGGGGGGGGGGGGGGGGGGGGGGGUGGGGGGGGGGGGGGGGGGGGGGGGGGGGGGGGGGGGGGGGGGGGGGGGGGGGGGGGGGGGGGGGUGGGGGGGGGGGGGGGGGGGGGGGGGGGGGGGGGGGGGGGGGGGGGGGGGGGGGGGGGGGGGGGGGGGGGGGGGGGGGGGGGGGGGGGGGGGGGGGGGGGGGGGGGGGGGGGGGGGGGGGGGGGGGGGGGGGGGGGGGGGGGGGGGGGGGGGGGGGGGGGGGGGGGGGGGGGGGGGGGGGGGGGGGGGGGGGGGGGGGGGGGGGGGGGGGGGGGGGGGGGGGGGGGGGGGGGGGGGGGGGGGGGGGGGGGGGGGGGGGGGGGGGGGGGGGGGGGGGGGGGGGGGGGGGGGGGGGGGGGGGGGGGGGGGGGGGGGGGGGGGGGGGGGGGGGGGGGGGGGGGGGGGGGGGGGGGGGGGGGGGGGGGGUGGGGGGGGGGGGGGGGGGGGGGGGGGGGGGGGGGGGGGGGGGGGGGGGGGGGGGGGGGGGGGGGGGGGGGGGGGGGGGGGGGGGGGGGGGGGGGGGGGGGGGGGGGGGGGGGGGGGGGGGGGGGGGGGGGGGGGGGGGGGGGGGGGGGGGGGGGGGGGGGGGGGGGGGGGGGGGGUGGGGGGGGGGGGGGGGGGGGGGGGGGGGGGGGGGGGGGGGGGGGGGGGGGGGGGGGGGGGGGGGGGGGGGGGGGGGGGGGGGGGGGGGGGGGGGGGGGGGGGGGGGGGGGGGGGGGGGGGGGGGGGGGGGGGGGGGGGGGGGGGGGGGGGGGGGGGGGGGGGGGGGGGGGGUGGGGGGGGGGGGGGGGGGGGGGGGGGGGGGGGGGUGGGGGGGGGGGGGGGGGGGGGGGGGGGGGGGGGGGGGGGGGGGGGGGGGGGGGGGGGGGGGGGGGGGGGGGGGGGGGGGGGGGGGGGGGGGGGGGGGGGGGGGGGGGGGGGGGGGGGGGGGGGGGGGGGGGGGGGGGGGGGGGGGGGGGGUGGGGGGGGGGGGGGGGGGGGGGGGGGGGUGGGGGGGGGGGGGGGGGGGGGGGGGGGGGGGGGGGGGGGGGGUGGGGGGGGGGGGGGGGGGGGGGGGGGGGGGGGGGGGGGGGGGGGGGGGAGGGGGGGGGGGGGGGGGGGGGGGGGGGGGGGGGGGGGGGGGGGGGGGGGGGGGGGGGGGGGGGGGGGGGGGGGGGGGGGGGGGGGGGGGGGGGGGGGGGGGGGGGGGGGGGGGGGGGGGGGGGGGGGGGGGGGGGGGGGGGGGGGGGGGGGGGGGGGGGGGGGGGGGGGGGGGGGGGGGGGGGGGGGUAG